AUGAUCUUUUGUCUCAAGACUACGUUAGCAUCAAGGUCCAGUCCCGUAUCCGAGACAGGGUUAUUUCGCUUUUCGGGCUGUCAGAGGAAUGUGUGGGUCCUCGACCUUGACAUAACCCUCAAAUGGUCAUCUCUCUCCAAGUCGAACCUUCGAGCACAAGAAUACUCUGGUGCAAGAUCCCGCGAAGCGAUCGACGAUGCUACAUUGAAAAUUAAUCAGUUCAUCUUGACCCAGUUUCUGGUCCGCUGUGAGAAAAUCUCUAUCGGCAAUCAAUAUUCGGUGUCUUCGGUGGGCACAUCACUAAUUGUGCAGGACGAAGCUUGGUCAGACCAAUCACGAAUGAACGGACUUCUCCGCACGGACCCUGACAUUUCAACUACUUUGCCACCGGUCUUGCAUUGUUCUCCAGUUCCGCCACAUUACCACUUUUCUAUCCUCAUUCUGCGCUGUAUUCUGACUGGAGAAAUCUACGGGCGAAAUUUCUUUUCCGCCACCGAUCAUCCACCAGUCAUGUCGUCGUCUGCUCGUUCCAUCACACAUUGGCGGGAGCUGUUUAUCCACGCAUGGAGUUCCAGAAUGACUGCCGGCGUCCACUCAGUCACAUUCCAGCUAACUCCCGGUGCCAGGAACGAAGACCGAUUUGUCGUGCAAGAAUGGCUCAUCGAUGGCAGACGGUGGAAAUUUCUCGCUGUCUUCGAUGGCCAUGGUGGUGCGCAUAUAGCCGAUUAUGCUGCCGCCAAUCUUCCCCGGCUGAUCAAGGAGGCACCGCGCGAAGUCGUCAAGGACUGCCUACAUCGAUCCCGGGAUACCCUCGUCAGCAAGGUGAAGAAGGUCUUGCGACAACGGAUUGAGGAAUUCGACGAAGAGAUAGGCGAAGCGGUCAAGAAUCUGUGCUCUGACCCCUUCACUUUAAACUACCCGGAAGCAGUGACACUUGUCGACGCUAACAAAGGGAUUCUCCAGCGAGCAUUUUCCGGCUCCAUGCUGGCACUGGCUCUUAUCGAUGAGGAGCAAGAGAACAUGUGGUUAGCUGGACUAGGUGAUUCAACUGUUGUAAUAUCCUGUGAAGAUCCUGAUGGGAUAGGAUAUGAUGAGGGCCUCCUUACCCUUCAUAGCACAUGUACUCCAAAGGAGUAUCUUUCUAUUGCCAUGAUGCAUCCCUCAGAGGAAAAGGAGACCAUAAUGGAAAAUGAGGAUGGCAUUCGGUAUUACAAUGUGAUGCCGCCAUAUGUCCUGAACUCGCCCAGCACCCAUUUCAUCAACCUCACUGAGCUUCAACUGCACAAGUCAACUCUGAUUCUAUAUACCCAUGGUGUCGAUGCUAUUGUGGAUGGUGAAGCUACAGUCGGUCAGAGGGUCAAAAAGCUGAAUGGACCUGAUCCUUCUGUCAUUGUGGGGAGACUCGUUGGCAGCAAGGUUGAUGAUGCCUUUGCUCAAGAGACUCUUGGCCAUAGUGUUGAAGUUGGCUGGAUGGGGCCAGAUGAAAACCAGGCUGUAGAGUUACUAGGGAACUUGGUAGCUGGGACUUCAGCAGAAACAUUUGCUAAGUUUCUUGGGCCUGGAGAUCAUGGGCAAAGGGAUGAUAUGAUGAUUCUUCAGUAUGAACUAGUGUCAAGGACUUAA
Molecule: messenger RNA, 1623 nt
Organism: Guyanagaster necrorhizus
Lineage: Eukaryota; Fungi; Basidiomycota; Agaricomycetes; Agaricales; Physalacriaceae
Exons: 10
Coding region: 1-1623 (540 amino acids)
Biological process (GO): protein dephosphorylation
Molecular function (GO): cation binding; protein serine/threonine phosphatase activity
Source: RefSeq, a predicted model, not a curated record